Salvia hispanica is the source of this 1236-nucleotide messenger RNA. Lineage: Eukaryota; Viridiplantae; Streptophyta; Magnoliopsida; Lamiales; Lamiaceae. The record is from RefSeq and is a predicted model, not a curated record.
AAAACUCCGGGUUUACAUUAUGGCUAUGAUCAGGUUCAGAAGCUCGCUUCUUCGAAGGAGAAUCAGAGGCCAGUUUAUCCAUUUGCAGCUAUAGUCGGGCAGGAUGAGAUGAAACUGUGCCUUUUGCUGAAUGUGAUUGAUCCGAAGAUCGGAGGGGUGAUGAUCAUGGGUGACAGGGGGACCGGAAAGUCUACAACCGUUAGAUCUUUAGUCGAUCUACUCCCUGAAAUCAAAGUAGUGUACGGGGAUCCAUUUAACUCGGAUCCAGAGGAUGCUGAAGUGCAGGGGCCGGAAGUACGUGACAAAGUCAUGAAAGGCGAACAGCUCCCUGUCGUAGCUACAAAGAUCAACAUGGUUGAUCUGCCUUUGGGUGCAACAGAAGAUAGAGUUUGUGGCACAAUCGACAUUGAGAAGGCCCUUACCGAAGGUGUGAAGGCGUUCGAGCCUGGUCUCCUAGCAAAGGCCAACAGAGGGAUUCUGUAUGUUGACGAGGUUAAUCUUUUGGACGAUCAUUUAGUGGACGUUCUGCUAGAUUCUGCUGCCUCGGGAUGGAACACUGUGGAGAGAGAGGGAAUCUCGAUUUCACACCCGGCCAGGUUCAUACUCAUCGGAUCAGGUAAUCCAGAAGAGGGAGAAUUGAGGCCACAGCUUCUUGAUCGUUUUGGGAUGCACGCCCAAGUUGGAACAGUGAAGGACGCGGAGCUCAGGGUGAAGAUAGUCGAGGAGAGAGCACGAUUCGACAAGAAUCCUCAAGAGUUCAGGAAGUCCUACAUCGCAGAGCAAGAGAAACUCCAGCAGCAAAUUGACUCGGCCAGGAGUGGCCUUUCGUCCGUCAUAAUAGAUCAUGAUCUUCGAGUGAAAAUCUCCAAGGUAUGCGCGGAGCUCAACGUGGACGGAUUGAGAGGCGAUAUAGUUACGAAUAGGGCAGCAAGAGCAUUGGCUGCUCUCAAGGGAAGAGAUAAAGUAACAACGGAGGAUAUUGCCACUGUCAUCCCCAACUGCUUGAGACACCGGCUUAGAAAGGACCCUCUUGAGUCGAUCGACUCGGGCUUGCUCGUGAUCGAGAAAUUCUACGAAGUUUUUGCCUGAGGGAGGUAAAAGUUUCAUCUUUUUUUUUUUUUUUCUAGUGCAAGGUUUUGGUGUGAAGGUUUUUUAUACUUGGCUGUUCAAUUUUGGAGCUGCGAAACGAACUAUUGAUUUGGUGGAAUGAAGUUGAUUGGUUAGAAUUCGUUGAAA